AUGGCCGGCCGGGACGGCAGCGUCGCACGCGGCGCUCUUUCAGCCGUCCGCACAACAGCCCCGCAGGUGCUGACUCAAGCUGCCCAAACACCAGAGCAAGCGACCCCCCUCAUCGCCCCGGUGCAUGGAGUGGUGGAAGAGCCCCACAGCCCCCCUGCGGAAGAGGAAGGAGGGAUCCCCAUCCCCACUUCGGGGCUGCUGCAGGUGGCAGAGCGCAGGCAGCCCCUGAGCAGCGUCUCCUCCCUCGAGGUGCACUUUGACCUGCUGGACCUCACGGAGCUGACGGACAUGUCUGACCAGGAGCUGGCAGAAGUCUUCGCCGACUCAGAUGAGGAGAACGUGGCCAGUGAGGCCCCCGCCGCUCUCCAUCCGUCUGCCCAUCCUGUCCCUCGGGCUGGCUACCUGCGCUCCCCCUCCUGGACGAGGUCAAAAGCAGACCAGCGACGGGAAAAGAAGCACCUCAGCGACUCAGAGCUCCUGGCCAGCCAAGAAGAGCCGUUCCAGACUACGGAGAAACCGAAGGAAGAAUAA
Molecule: messenger RNA, 531 nt
Organism: Euleptes europaea (tarantolino)
Lineage: Eukaryota; Metazoa; Chordata; Lepidosauria; Squamata; Sphaerodactylidae
Gene: DBNDD1
Product: dysbindin domain containing 1
Exons: 5
Coding region: 1-531 (176 amino acids)
Biological process (GO): negative regulation of protein kinase activity
Cellular component (GO): cytoplasm
Source: RefSeq, a predicted model, not a curated record